AAACAACACAAAUAUAAAUUAUAGUAACAAUUAUAAUUAAGUUAUGAAUUAAAUUGUAAUCGAAUAUUUGUUAUAGUUUUGUUUGCAAUAAGACAUCACUGAUUUAGGGCUCCAUUUCCUCUAAUUUGAUUGUUGUUUGCGGCUUGGUAUAGUUUGUUUUAUUCCGGUGUUGUGAAAUAAAAACUGAUUAAUCAAGAUUCAAAUAAAAUUGUUAUACACUUUUAUUAAAUAUGUGGAGUGUUGUAAAGAAAGUUGCAUCAACUUUUGGCAUAAUUAGAGAUGAUGUUUUAUCAAAAGAACAAGAAGAUGAAUUAAUUAAAGCAGUGUUAUCAAAAGAAAGGGCAGAAGACUAUUUAUUGAAAGUUAUCGAUAAAAGAGAAAGCGAAGAUUAUUCUGGAAAAAUUACACACAUGAAUGAUCAAGUAGCUGUCAUUGACAAUAAGUACUAUUUUCAUCUAAAAAAUGCUGUUGCCCCUGCUUUGAAAUUAAAUGAUUUAGUGACCUGUACUUUAUACACUAAUGAAUUGGACACUUUAGUAAAAAAUGUUUUGAAGGUAGAAGGGAAUGAAGAAGAAUUAGAAAACUUCAUUGAACCUGUCACUAAAAUUGAAAGGAAAUUGGAUGGAAUGACUGAAUUGAAAAUAUCUGGAAAGAUUAUAGUAAAAGAAGCCAGAAAACUGACAGUUGAAGUUGAUUAUGAAGAUCCCAAAGUUUUACAUUUCAAUUUGGAUAAUGUCAGUGCAGAGUUCAUUCCUUUGAGAGGUGAUAUUGUUGAGUUAGAAUGUCUCUCACCUGUUGAUGACUGUCAGAAAAUUAUUGUAGAAAAAGUAAAUCCUAAGAAGACAGCUGUGAAGAUGGGAACCGUGACAGAUUGGAAUGGUUCACGUGGUGUCAUUAGUAAUUUUGCUGAAUUUACAUCAAAUACCUGUGAGCCAGGUUACCAGCCAACAAAAGGAGACAAGGUUUUGGCAAGUGUUAUUAGAAGUGAUUCUGAAGCUGGAUACAAAUGGCGAGCUAUUCAAGUAGUUGCUCAACUUCGCCAAUUAGGUGUUCGUUUGUCAAAAAAAGCUGAAGAAGCUCGUCGGGAGCUACUACUUGAUAAGCAAGGAGUUUUUAUAUCUGUUUGUUCCAAGUUUACUGUUGACCUCAAUUCUUCUCUAGAAUUUGUUGUUGAGGUAGUGAACAAGAGCUGCAUUGAAAAAGAUCUUGAGAGAGUUAGUCUUUUGUCGAAGGCUGAUUUAUGCCAGAUAACUUUAAUAAACCCUGUAGAUCCUACUAUGACAAUACAAGCCGGCCAAGUUGUACCUUUCACAUUCAGGAUCGAUGGGAAGUUUGUGGGGCGAUCAUCAGAACAAUAUGUUUGGGUAUUUUCAGAAUUCACAAUUGGAAGAAUUUUCGAUUUAGAAGUAGUUGAUUUAUCUUUAGCCGAAGCUGAACAGGAAUGUUCUACUUCACAAUCACUAGUUCCAAGGAAGGAAGUUACAGCAACGCAACUAUUGGACCGUGCAUCUGGUGUUAUUAUGCCUGGACGAAGAUCUUUUUCUCCUGCUGCAUUUGUCCCUGUGAAACUUGGCCAGUUUCCUUUAUCUGAAAGAAUUCUUAUAUCUGCUUUACCUGAUGUCAAAAUGAACCUGGAUGAUUUGAUGAUACGUGUUGAGAAGGUCUUACCCUGCUUGAAAGAGGAUUUAUCUCCUAAAACAUACUUAGCUCGUAUGCAUGGCCUUCUAUAUCUCGAGGAAGUGGCUAUGCUGAAGCAGGUUGGUGAACUUCAAAUGGAUAAAGCAUCAUUUAGAAAGGAAAAAGAUUGCCUGGUAUUAGAUGUGCCUCCACUUUCACCCUACACUAGUAAACUAGUAGCUGGUGACAUGCUGAUAGCAUCUCUACCGGGGGCUGCAGAUGAAAGGAAGUAUGAGGGUGUCAUUCAUCGUGUAACUCAUACAGAGUUGUGGCUUCAGUUCGCUAAAGAUUUUCAUGACUCUUAUGGAGAAGGGGUGAAAUAUUCUGUAUCAUUUGUGACAUCAAGGGCUUCUUUACGUCGAAUGCAUCAAGCUAUUAACCUUGCAGCGAAACAUCUUGGAUACGGUUGGCUCUUUCCAACUGGAGUAACGCCUAGGUUACCUCAAGUUGUUGUUGAAGAGGAAUUUGAAGAAAAUGAUACUGUGAAAGCUACAAAGAAAGAGCGAGGUUCCAAAAAAGUUAAUAGUUUACCAGCCCUUGAAAGCAAAGACUUACUGUACAGUCCUGAUCCCAGGAAAAUAUCUAUUGCUGGACAAGCCAAUCUUAGUAUUGACCAUAAAUUCCAGGCUUCAUUAUUGAAAGCAGGAUACCGUGGUAGAGGAAGAAGGUACAACAACCGAGAUAUUCAAUGGAACAGACAAGGUAGUGGUUAUGGUAUGCACUGUACCAUUGACAAUGAGGUUCGUGUAAAUAUUGGCUUAGAGAGAAUAAAAAAAAUAAGAUGGUUCAACAAAGGUCUAAAUAGACAGCAGAAAGAAGCUGUAAAAAAUGUUCUUCUAGGAGAAGCAAGGCCAUUGCCAUAUGUUAUAUUUGGCCCUCCUGGCACUGGUAAAACUGUCACAGUUGUUGAAACCAUUUUGCAGUUACAUGCUCUCAUUCCCGAAAGUAGAUUAUUAGUUGCAACUCCAUCGAAUUCUGCUGCAGACCUGAUUACUGAACGAUUACUGGAUGCUGGCGAUUUAGAACAAGGGGAUCUAUUGAGGAUGGUUGGCUAUCAUUAUUUAGAACAAGGAAGAAUAGCAGCUUCUAUUGUGCCCUAUGCAGCUGUUCCUGACGUUAAAGCUAUAAAUGUUGCUGGUCUUUCUGGCUCUUCACAUGAAGGAGUGCAGAUGUGUGGCAGAGAACUUCUUGGUCAACAUCGAGUUACUGUAGGAACCCUUGGCUGCCUUGGACUACUAUACAACAUGGGCUUUCCGAGAGGCCAUUUCACGCACGUCAUUGUUGAUGAAGCUGGUCAGGCCACCGAACCAGAGUUGCUUAUUCCCAUGGUUUUUUUGCAUAUGGAAUAUGGGCAGGUUGUUCUAGCUGGUGACCCUCUACAGCUCGGGCCAGUUGUCACUUCACGCCUAGCUUCAAGGUGUGGGCUGCAGGAUUCUCUUCUGGCUAGAUUUCUUAACCGAUUUCCAUACACAAGAGAUCCUAAUGGUUUUCCUGAUAGUUCUGGCUAUGAUCCACGCUUAGUAACUAAACUAGUGAACAACUACCGAUCACUUCCAACUAUAUUGGAAUUGCCUAGCAUGCUUUUUUAUGAUAAUGAUCUUAUCCCAAAUGUAUCUGAGGAUUCCAGUGAAGAAGCAGUAUUAUUACGAGCAUUGGCCCCGUUGCUUCCUUGUCGCAUAUUCGGUGGUCGUGCUCCUCCUCUUUUAUUUCACGGUGUUCGGGGUACUAAUUGUCAAGAAACUGAGUCACACUCAUGGUAUAAUCCUCAAGAAGUAUUUCAAGCAUUUGUUUACUUGAAUUUAUUAUAUAAAGCUGGACUUCGUCCCGAUCAAGUAGGAAUCAUUACUCCUUAUCAACUGCAGUCUAAUAAAAUCAGAUUUAUGUUGGAACGAAUAAAUAUAGAACCUCCUAAAGUCGGUUCAGUGGAAGAAUUUCAAGGACAAGAAAAGAUGGCAAUUAUAGUCAGCGUUGUUAGAAGUAGCCCUGAUUUGAUCAGUUAUGACAUGCAAAGAGCACUUGGAUUCGUAGCUAACGCUAGGCGAUUGAAUGUAGCAUUAUCACGAGCCAGAGCAAUCUUGAUUAUCCUUGGAAAUCCUCAUCUACUUUACCUUGACAUGCAUUGGAGAAGUGUUUUGAGACAUUGUGUAAAGAAGAAAUUUUAUACUGGUUGUGAUCUUCCUCCAGAAUUUACUUUAGAAAGAACAAAUGCUGAUCCAUCACUCAACUUAGAAGAGUAAUUACACGUUUUAUUUUUGAAUAUUUUAUAUUAAAAGUUAUGUUAAAGUAAAACAUAUGUUAUUGUUUAAAAGAGAAAUUACACAUUUCUUAUUUUAGAAUUAUAUUAGUAUCAAGAUAUGCAAUUGUUUGUAAAACAUUCAAUAAUGAUAAAAUAAAAUAUUAAAUCCAAAUUCUAUUUUUUCAAUUUAUGAGUGAGGUCUUGGAAGUAGCUUUUAAAUAAAAAAUAUACAAUGCAAGUUUUGCCAAUAAUUAAGUUUCGUCAAAUUGUGUAUAUGUGUGUGUGAGCUCACAUCUGGAUGUCAGAAGUUCGAGGAUAUCGAUUCACUACCCAACAGUUUGUUUUUAGAUUUUAAGAUUGCAUAUGAUGUUUGCAUAUUAAGAGAGAAACAUUUUGAUAAUUCAACAUUUCUUCUAUUAAAGUAAAUUUAAUUUGAUUUUUUUAAUAUUUAAUCAUUUCACUAUGUAAUUAGUAACUGAAAAUGGUUUAAAAUUUAUAUUACGAAUUUGAUAAUUAACUAAAGGAGAAAUAAGAGUGUUAGUCAUAGGUAGUAACUGGCAAAUCAGAAACAGCCAAGAGAAUAUACUUUUGAGUGAUUCUCUUAAUUUCAUUUCUCAUGCUAGUAACAGUGGUUUCCUGUUUGUGUAACUGACUGUUCACUUCUCUAAUCCAUAAUUUUCAAAAUUGAUUUUCAUACGAAAUGUUGAGGAUCUGCCAAUAUAUGUAUAUCUAUUAUACACUGACAGGCAA
Nezara viridula (southern green stink bug) is the source of this 4663-nucleotide messenger RNA. The record is from the annotation of a GenBank genome assembly. NCBI's taxonomy places the organism in Eukaryota, Metazoa, Arthropoda, Insecta, Hemiptera, Pentatomidae.